AUGCUACUAUUUCUGCUUUAUCUUUGCAGUAUGGCAGCAGAUGCUGGACUAGACUUUGGAAACAGGGCUGAAAGGCAAAGCAAGUUGAAUUCCAUUCGCCAUCAUGAUUACGAGCAUAGCGACGAUGGGUAUAAAGAGCAUAAAAUGUAUGAGUAUAAAGAAGAUCCCCAUGAAGCCACUGUGAUUACAAAUGAAUAUCCUGAAACCAUAUAUCAUGAUGUUCCGCAUAUGAAUGAUGAAGACUCUUCACAUGAGCAGAUGAAGGAAAGCAUUAAUGCACCUGAUUCAGGUAAUGGAUAUAAAGAUGCUAUUGAUAGUGGUGAUCCCUCAUUCCAUCCAUAUCAAGAAGGCAUACUCAGCCAUCUUAUAGGCAAUAUGCCAUCUGCGAUUUCUGGAUUUGCAGAUAUUACCGAGACACCGACUGAGAUUAAAAGCGCACCUCCAAAUUAUGCAUAUCCGAAUGAAACAUAUGUUUCUGAAGAUAACAUACUGACAGGGAGAACAAACAUUCAGCAGGACAAGAUCAAUCAUCUAAUAGCAGAAGGAAAGCCAAUAGACAAUGCGAAUCCAUCGAACGUGUACAAUACUCUUAUGUCGAUCGGCCACUCGAAACCUGUGGCGACUGGUGUUGCCAAUGAGAUCAGGAAUGCAAAUGUCAUUGAGGAAAUGAGGAUUAAGAAAGCACAAGAGCUGUCUUUGCCUGCAAAAAGUCCGUCGUAUGUUUCUCAGAUUGAUCUUGCAAAGUUCAAGAACUCGAAGGAUGUCAUUUCAGAUUUUGAGAGAGACAUGUCUGAGAAGAUGACGCUUGAGUCUCGCCUUGCAAGUACGAAUUCUAUAGUGAAAGCCAAGUUUGAUGCGCUUCAAACAAGAAAUUAUGCAAAUAACUACAAUCAAGGGCUUGCAAAAGGACUGAAAGCUGAGAUGGCAGACGAUCAGGCAAUGAACAUGGCCGAUCUUGGAUAUCAGGAAGCAAGACGAAUAGCAGCGAUAUCAGGAGGAGGACAGCAGGUUGCAAAGCUUGCGGAAGACAAGAUAAAAAUUGAGCAAGAAAAUGCAGGCAAGAUUGCAAAUUCGCCGCCUGGCAUCCGUUCUGAAUUGAUCAGUGAAAAGAUAAAAGCAAUGAAUGCCAAGAAUCUUGAAAACAUGGAGAACUUCACUAAUGAUCUGACGAAGAUGCAUAUUGAAGAGCCAAUUGAAAGGGCACACCAGAAGCUCAAGUUGGCAAGUGAAUUGAAGGAGGAGGCAUAUGAAGAGGCAAUAACGCAUCCGGUUGUGAGCGAAAAGAUCCUAAGAGACAUUGCCAAUGUUAACAUGUCAGACCUUGACAAGGCGCAGAAUGAUCUUCAGAACAUUGAGAGCCAUCGUUUGAUGACUGGCAGUAGGGUGAAUGCGCUUGAUUUGCUACAUGAUGUAAGCAAUCAGAAAACAAUUGACCGUGUGAACAAGAUCAAUGAGCUGAAUGAGCUGAAUGCGAUUGCAGCACAGAGGGAUGCAGACAAUAAGAAUGCGCUAAAAGCAGCUGAAGAGCACAAUGCACUUGAAAAAGAAAGCGAAAUGAUUGGCCAAGAAGGUAAGGAAGCGUUUAAGCAAGUGUUUAGGAGGACGCAUAAUAUGGCUGAGGCAGAUCGGGCAAGAAAUGAGGCAGAGAAAAAGAAAAGAAACAGAUUGUCUAUUGAAAGAGAGAAGAGGAUGAAAGAACUGGAAGAUAUGUUUUCAAGCAGGAACAUUGGGCUGAGUUCAGCAAUCAAGGAAGAGAUUAGACAUGUAGCAACAGCACAUGCAGGGCAGACUGAGGUUGGUGACAGCCUUGAGGAUCUCCAAAGGAAAAUUAUUGAAGCUGAGAAGCGUAAGACAAACAUUGAAGAACUACAGAAGGAAACAAUGACUCCGGUGAAAGUCAAGGAAGCUAUUCCAUCGAAUGUAAGUAGUGUUGGGAUACAGAAUACAAAAAUGAAGCUUCCAUUGAAGGGAUUCAGCAAUGAGGAGGCGAAGACAGAGGAGGAGGCAAUUGUACAACGUAUACAGAUGAAAAGAAGAGAUCAAGUAAGGAACAGGGUGAUUGAAACACAGAUUGAGACCGGUCUGAAUGUACUUGAAACUGAUGAUGGAUACACACAUAUUUCUGAAGCAGCAGAGAAGAUGGAUAUAAGCAAAGGAAAGAUAUAUUAUCCGAAGAAUGCAAAGGGAUUGAUGGAGAAGCAAGGACUUGACACAUCGAUGCUGAAGCACAGAUUCAACACUGGAGAAAGAACAGACAUUGACAAGGGAGUUGAGUAUUAUGAAGCGGAUGUAAAUGGGUUUAGCCUUGAUCUUCCGUCUCCGUUAGAUCCGAUUCCUACGUCUGCAAUUACAAACGGGAAGACAAGCCUGGACAUUGGCCAUGCAUCUGAGAUCCAUAUAGACGAGGGUGUGUUGAUACAAAAGCCCUGGGAUGAGUUUGUCAAGGAUGUCAGGCCAUCGGUUAACGAAGGGCAUUUGCAAGAGGCACAAGCAAUGGAGAUUAUGCAUAGGAAGUCACUGAUUGAGCAGGAGAACAAGAAGAAGAACCUUGAGGAGAUAGACGUGAGUGUGAUUACGAAUCCCGAUGGUGCUGAGUAUGUCGAGGUUGUUCCACCCUAUGGAGUGACUGAGAUCCUUCCAAUGAGCCAGGCAAUUGCAAGUCUUAAGAGCAUUGGAACACAAUCUGUUGAUGCAGUAAGCGAGGAGACAAAGCGCCAUAACAAGAAUAUUCUUCUUGACAUGGCAUCCAACAAAUUGCAAACUGAUGUGGAGACUGAGUUUAUUCUUGAUAUCCUUAGCAACAUGGAGAAGUCUGGAAACGUAAGCAAUCUUUCAAAGAAGAAUCCGUUCAAUGGAACCAUUGAUGAGACGAAGGCAAAGAUCGUUGACAAGCAUGUGAACGAGAUGAUUGAGGAGAAUAUUUCGACAUCAAACACAGUUGAGAGCAAUGUUAGAAACAAUAUCCUUAGGAAUGCUGAGCAGUAUUCGAAGCAGUUAGGAGUCAGCACGCAGUCGUUCAUUGAGAUGGUCUCGAAGGUCUUUGACAACAUUAUUACGCAGAUGAAUAUAUACAACCAGUCUCCGAUCAAGAGCAGGAAGGAAGUCGCAAACACUCAGUUCUACAAGUACAUUACAAGUAUUUUACCAAGUGGCACUAAUGUGGACUCAAAGACGGUAGUCAAGAUAUUCUUGAAUAACAUAGCGAAGGAGACAAAUAGGCCAGACACAGUUGAUGGAGAAGUGGUAAGCACAACUAAGGUUCAGAGUGACCAGCCUAUCAUCGCAACACGUAGCAUACCUACGCCAACAGGGAUUCAGAAUAUGAUUUACAAUCUAACGCCUAAGAAAAAAGCGCCCAGCAACCAACCAAGCACUAACGUUCCGGAUAACUCACAGAUUCUUACAAAGUUUAAUCUGAACAAUCCGAAUAAGCCGCUUACGGUGCCAAGAACCAAGCCGAACAAGCCACAGGAAGUACCGCCUACAACUACACCUUCUAAUGCAGCUCCAGGUACACCGCCUACAACUACCACUACAACUACUACAACUAGGCCAAAAAAUCUACCUAAUAAUCUGGCUAACAUUUUCAAAAUUCCUGGAACAUCAAACCCUAAUACUACUACGCCAGGAGAAUCUAAUAAUGCACCUGCAGGCAAUAAACCUUCACAGGAAGCACCAGGCAAUCAAACAACUGGUAAUGAGCCUACGAAUGGUACAACAAACAGUCCAGCUGGCAAUGUACCUAGUAUUAAUAAUCCUCAAGGCACACUAGGUAAUGAAACGACAGGCAAGCCUGAUACGAAUGCCCCAGGCAGUGUCGAAGGAGCACCCAGCAAUCAGCCAAGUAAUACACCCAACACGUCUGAAUCAUCAACUGGUACACCAGGCACAAGUACUACACCUAAUCAAAACGCACCUGAUGCUACGCAACCAGGCACCGGUACUAAUCUUACUCCUAACACACCCAAUACACCACCGGGAACAGGAUCAGACAGUGGAGAAAGAGCACCAAUCCAUCCAUUAUCUCUUAUUCCCCCGCGGAAUCUUUAA
Ordospora colligata OC4 is the source of this 4050-nucleotide messenger RNA. RefSeq lists its product as uncharacterized. The record is from RefSeq and is a predicted model, not a curated record. The coding region runs from base 1 to 4050 and encodes 1349 amino acids. The transcript has a single exon. Lineage: Eukaryota; Fungi; Microsporidia; Ordosporidae.